Tachysurus fulvidraco (yellow catfish) is the source of this 3542-nucleotide messenger RNA. Its product is annotated as receptor tyrosine-protein kinase erbB-4-like. The coding region runs from base 24 to 1670 and encodes 548 amino acids. Gene Ontology annotation, cellular component: basal plasma membrane; signaling receptor complex. The record is from RefSeq and is a predicted model, not a curated record. Gene Ontology annotation, molecular function: ATP binding; transmembrane receptor protein tyrosine kinase activity; epidermal growth factor receptor binding. The transcript is spliced from 7 exons. NCBI's taxonomy places the organism in Eukaryota, Metazoa, Chordata, Actinopteri, Siluriformes, Bagridae. Gene Ontology annotation, biological process: positive regulation of cell population proliferation; cell surface receptor protein tyrosine kinase signaling pathway; positive regulation of kinase activity.
UGUGUCCUUCACCCUCACAGGGCAUGAUGUAUCUGGAAGAGCGGAGGCUGGUACAUCGGGACCUGGCAGCCAGGAAUGUGCUUGUCAAAUCCCCCAACCACAUCAAGAUCACAGACUUUGGUUUGGCAAGGCUGCUGGACGCAGAUGAAAAGGAAUACAAUGCAGACGGAGGGAAGAUGCCUAUUAAAUGGAUGGCCUUGGAGUGUAUCCACUACAGGAAGUUUACUCACCAGAGCGAUGUCUGGAGUUACGGAGUGACUAUCUGGGAGCUAAUGACGUUCGGAGGAAAGCCUUACGACGGAAUUCCCACACGCGAGAUCCCCGACCUCCUGGAGAAAGGAGAACGUCUCCCUCAGCCGCCCAUCUGCACCAUCGACGUCUACAUGGUCAUGGUGAAAUGCUGGAUGAUCGAUGCAGACAGCAGGCCGAAGUUUAAGGAGCUUGCGGCGGAGUUCUGCAGGAUGGCUCGUGAUCCCCAGCGCUACCUCGUCAUCCAGGGUGAUGACCGGAUGAAGCUGCCCAGCCCUAAUGACAGCAAGUUUUUCCAGAGUCUGCUGGAUGAGGAGGAGCUGGAGGACCUCAUGGAUGCUGAGGAAUACCUGGUGCCUCACACCUUUAACAUCCCGCCUCUUACCUAUACAACUCGCUCACGCCUCGACUCCAACCGAAAUCAGUUUGCCUGUCAGGAUGGCAGUUUUGGUAUGGAGGCCAUGAUGGCCACUAUACCCCGAGUUGUAGCUGUUUCCUCCGUAUCACCGUCAUGCUCCUCUCAAGAGACUCAGCAGGGUGCAACAGGAGUCACAGAAGACCUACGCUGUAACGGCACCCUGAGAAAACAAGCAUCUCCCCGGGUCAGGACCGGAGAGGAAAGCAGUGCACAGCGCUAUAGCACCGAGCCAACACUGCUAAUGGGUGAAAGAGCAGCCAGAGCAGAAAAAGACCAGGAUGGAUACAUGACUACUAAGAAGGAGAAGAAACCCACAGAUUAUCUCAACCCAGUGGAAGAGAACCCAUUUGUUACCCGACGCCGAAAUGGAGAAGUUCAUAAUCUAGACCAGAGCCACCAUUCAAGCACCAAUGGCCAACCCAAGAUGGAAGAUGAAUAUGUCAAUGAUCCCUUGUAUCUCAAUACUUUUCACAAUUCUGGAGAGAAGAAUCAGGAGACCUUGCGAAAGAAUGGCAUCCCUGUGGCCCAUGGAACGCUGGUAUUGGGCAACCCUGUUGCUGCCAGUGGGCAAAAUGUUGCUCAAAAAGGUCACCCAUCACACAGUGCUCCCUCAGGGCAUGGCCACAUCCCGGCACAGCCCAUUUACUCCGCUCAGUCUGGUAUACCCACACUUUCAAGCCACACCCUUCAUCCUUCGCUUUCAGGCCAUAGCCUCCAUGCAUCCCACACUCUCCACCCAGCUCACUCUGGCACUGUUGUAGCAGACAAAAAACCUAAAAAGACCUUUGAUAACCCUGAAUACUGGCAGCACAGUCUUCCACCCAAGGCAUCACUACAUGGGCCAGAGGUCUUGCAGGACUGCAGCACACGCUUCUUUUAUAGGCAGAAUGGCCGCAUCCGGCCUGCGGUAGCUGAGAACCAGGAGUACCUAACAGAAUAUGCCCUGAAAACAGGCACAGUGCUCCCACCGCCACCCUACCGGCAGAGGAACACAGUAGUGUAGGACCACGGAGGCAAAAGAGAUUAGCAGGAGAGGGAGAACAGGAAGAAGGGGGCAUUCAUAGUUUCUUUUAACACUGGAUUUUACAACAGUACCAGUUCUCCUCCCUUCCCCUCCUCUCCUCUCCUGUACCCUACUCCAGACUGUAUUUGAUGCUUAAUUAGCACCCAUCUGGUGUUUCUCUCACCGAGACAGAUGAAAGACAACCAUGUCGGUCAACCUUUCUCCUUGUCUUACCCCUCCACUUCCCACCAUCACAAAUACUUACCAUGAUUACCAUCUUUGGCAUGUGGACUUUGGAUUCCCUUGGCAAGAGAAAUCUCUUUCCACUGCAAUCCCAGAUUCUCUAUUUGCAUUAUACUGGGAUCGGUUUAAAGACAUUCUCAAAUCUGGUCGACAAGUAAACAUUUACUACACACUCUUGGACAACCAGUCUACUGCCACACUGUGGACAUUUUCGAAGAAGUCUGGACAAAAAGAGUACCAAGCACCAAUUCUGUCUAGAUGGGCCAUUUUUUCUGCACUGUUUCUACCCUUGUAAUUUGUUAAAUAUCAGAAUGCUAUUCCAUUCAAACAUAUUCUUUGUUACAGCUCCAUCUCUUACAUCUCUUAAAAAGUCCUAAGAGAGUAGUUUGGGACUCAUCGUCAUCAUACCAUUUCCCAUAGUCACUAUGGUCACUGCCUCUCUUUUGAAAUAAAUGCUAAUAGCAUUACAUUACCCCAAAGGUCCAAUAGCCUACAUUUGGGACCAUAAAGUGCCAGGACAAACCCCAUGUAUCCAAACACAUGCACACACCAAAAGUAAAAAAAAUAAUUGUUUCGUCAUGCCACUCUAUAUGGGCAAUACAGAGAGGAACUUAUGGCUACCGUAAAGUCUAUUGUUCAUAAAAGAGGAUGCGUUCAAUAGUCUGCGGCAGUAUUUUUCUUUUUGUUCCAUUCAGCCAGCAUUGAUUUUUUUUCACCCAGCAACAGUUGUCACGCAUCAAAGCACCAGCUGUGAUAAUGGACUGCACACACAGAGGUAAUAAAACGACUAUACAGACUGCACAAACUGGAUCUAUCUUAAAUGCCUGAUAAUAAUGACCAAGGCAUAUUACAAAUCAAAAAUGGAUGAUACAGACCUCUUGGUCAAUACUGACCUUUUCUGAAUGGCUUGAAUGCUACAGUCUGAGGAUCUGAGGAGCGAUAUAAAAUUGUGAUAGUCCAUCAAACGAGGGUCAGCAAGAGACACACUGGGACUCGCUUUUUAUAGCAACCGCUUGAGCUGGCACAAUUAAUCCUGAUACAGAGGAGCAUGAUGAGGAACAAGUGCCAGGAAAACCAUACCAAGAGGAAACAAAAAACUAACAUUCGGCAUUCGAGGCAGAGACUACUGGUCUUGGUAUGGGUCUUCUCCCUUUGGACUAUGUUCAACUGGAAAUAUGAAAAACGUUGUAAAGUUGUACAUCCUGCAACUUCAUAGGUUUGUAUUAUAAGAUAUAUGUUUCUCGUAAUGUUGGACAACAGAUUGAGAAAUGUCACACUGAUAGAGAGAGAGAGAGAGAAAGAGAGAGAGAGAGAGAGAGACAUGUCGAUCAUGUCUAGUGUCCAAGGCCAGGAUAGUGUGUAGUUUUGAACACUGCCAGGCGUUAUGUGUUGCUGCUAAUGGAGAGACUUCACUUGUCUCUUAUGUAGGUUUAAAAGCACUUAUUGGUCUGGCACUGUCAAUUAACAUCCCCCUCUCCAACCAUUAAGACUGAUAGAUAUUUGAAUCAUUCAUGUGAUUCCUCUUUUGUCAUACUGGUAAAGAAAGGCCAACCUGUUAUGUGUGGGUUGUGCUGUGUUUUGGUACAAUUUUUUUAUUUGAAAUAUUAUAUAAAGGGUCAUAAUCUGGUA